AAAGGCCUAACUGACCUGUUCGAGUCUGUCAUGCACACACACAGUCCCACUUGGGAUGAUUGCCAGCAGCUUCUUAAGACCUUAUUCACCACCGAGGAGCGCGAGCAGAUCCUCACCGAGGCCAGAAAGAAUGUCCCCGGCGACAACGGGCGACCAACGACCUUGCCGAACCUGAUGGACGAGCGCUUUCCCCUGAAUAGACCGGAUUGGGACUUUGAGAACGCAGAAGGUAGGGAGCGUCUCCGAGUCUACCGCCAGACUCUUAUGGCAGGUCACCGAGCGGCAGCACGCCGCCCCACCAAUUUGGCCAAGGUAAAGGCUAUAAUGCAAGGGGAAAAUGAAAGCCCGGCCGUGUUUUUAGAAUGCCUCUAUGAUGCUAGACAGUACACCCCGAUGGACCCCCUGGCAGAGGAGAACCAGUCGGCUGUAAUUAUGUCCUUUAUAAACCAGGCUGCCCCAGAUAUUAGGAAGAAAUUGUAUAAACAGGAGGGACUGGGAGAGACGUCCAUUCGGGAUUUGAUGAAAGUAGCAGAGAGAGUCUUCAACACUCGAGAGACUCCCGCAGAAAGGGAGGAUAGAAUUAGGAAAGAAAAUCAGGAAUUACAGGAACGAAUCAGGAAGGAAGACAGAGAGCAACAGAGUAGGGAAAACAGGAGGCAGCAGAGGGAGAUGGCCAGGAUCUUGUUGGCAGGCGUGCAAAGCACAGUCAGGGCGGGACCGAGUCCAGCCGGACCAGCCCGACCAUGGAGACCGCGGCCCCGACUGGAUAGGGGACAGUGUGCAAACUGCAAAGAAUAUGGACAUUGAAAGAGGGAGUGCCCCAAGCGCCAGGGCCAAACCGGGCAAGACGCACGGGUUCUGCUGGCGGGAAUGGACAGUGACUAGGGGACAGUGACUAGUUAGUUACCCGAGUCUUGGGUAACUGCGUAUGUGGAGGGGAAGCCAGUAAAAUUCAUGGUAGACACAGGAGCCCAGUACUCAGUUUUGAACAAGCCUACGGGGCCCUUAUCUCAGAAAACCAGUUUGGUGCAAGGGGCAACUGGGUCCAAGGCUUAUCGGUGGACCUAGGCCAGUAGGCGCCAAGUGGACUUAGGCCGCCACCAAGUGACCCACUCCUUCCUGGUUAUCCCUGAAUGUCCUGCCCCCUUAUUGGGGCGCGAUCUCCUGACUAAGAUUAGGGCCCAGAUCCACUUUGAGCCGGAUGGCAUCAAGGUAUUGGAUGGCCAGGGACAGCCCCUCCAUAUCUCGACCCUGUCUCUUGCGGACGAACAUCGCCUGUUCGCCCUGCAAGACAACCCCUACAACCCUCCCUCUACAGAAUGGCCCCGUGAUAUAGAUUAUUGGCUUAAAACGUACCCUCAGGCGUGGGCGGAAAUAGCGGGUGUGGGCCAGGCGGCCCACCGAGCACCAGUAGUGGUGGAACUUAAAGCCUUGGCCCAGCCUAUCCGGAUCCGCCAGUACCCCAUGUGUGCAGAGGCGCGGAAAGGGAUUGCCCCACACAUUAACCGUCUACUGGAAGCUGGAAUACUGAAACCUUGCCAUUCUGCCUGGAACACCCCACUUCUCCCCGUUAAGAAAACGGGGAAAGAUUAUAGGCCAGUCCAGGACCUGAAGGAAGUGAAUAAGAGGGUCGAAGACAUCCACCCCACGGUCCCUAACCCUUAUACCUUGCUAAGUCACUUGCCCCCUUCACAUGUCUGGUAUACUACCUUAGACCUAAAGGAUGCUUUUUUUAGCAUAGCCCUGGCACCCAGCAGCCAACACAUUUUUGCCUUCGAAUGGCAUGAUGGCAAUAUGGGAACCCCCGGGCAGCUGACCUGGACUAGACUACCGCAAGGCUUCAAAAACUCUCCAACUCUGUUUAAUGAAGCCCUAAAUCAGGAUUUGGACUCGUUUCGCCAGAGCCAUAAUUCAGUUACGCUCCUGCAGUACGUAGAUAACUUGCUUCUGGCGGCCCCUUCCGAGGCCGAAUGCCAACAGGCCACUGGAGACCUCCUCCAGGAGCUGGGGCAGUUGGGCUAUCGGGCCAGUGCAAAGAAGGCUCAAAUAUGCAGGCAAACAGUCACCUACCUGGGGUAUAAGCUGAAAGAAGGAACCAGAUGGCUGACAGAGGCCAUGAAAGAGACUAUUCUUAGACUUCCAGUCCCGACCUCAGCCCGAGAGGUCUGUGAGUUUUUAGGGACGACAGGCUACUGCCGGCUGUGGAUUCUGGGGUAUGCUGAAAUAGCGAAACCUCUGUAUGAGGCAACCAAGGAUAAGGUCCCUUGGGCCUGGGGGUCAGGCCAACAGAAGGCCUAUGAUGAACUCAAGGUCACUCUCUUGAGAGCCCCGGCCCUGGCAUUGCCAGACCCCCUGAAGCCCUUCACUCUCUUUGUUGAUGAGAGAAGGGGAAUAGCAAAAGGAGUGCUAAUGCAGCGUCUGGGGCCCUGGAAACGUCCGGUUGCCUAUUUAUCCAAGAAGCUAGAUCCAGUUGCAGCAGGAUGGCCCCCGUGCUUAAGGAUCAUUGCGGCAGUAGCCCUAAUGGUGAAGGAUGCCGAUAAACUCACUUUUGGGCAACAUCUGAAGGUGGUGACCCCCCAUGCGAUCGAGGGGGUCCUGAAAUACCCCCCUGGUAGGUGGAUGACCAAUGCCCGCCUAACCCAUUACCAAGGACUCUUGCUAGAUGCACCCCGGAUCAUCUUCGCUGAACCCACCGCUCUGAAUCCAGCCACCCUGCUGCCAACCCCGGAUCUGGGAGCUCCCCUGCAUGAUUGCCAAGAGAUCAUGGCAGAAGUCACCUAGGUGCGCCCCGACCUCCAGGACGCCACACUACCCAACAGUGAGUUGGUAUGGUACACUGAUGGAAGCAGCUUCAUUAUAGAUGGUGUGCGGAGGGCAGGCGCAGCGGUGGUAGACCAAGGCGGGAACAUCAUUUGGAGUGCCUCGCUUUCCCCGGGGACCUCAGCCCAGAAGGCCGAACUGAUGGCGCUGGUGGAGGCACUGGAACGGGCCGAAGGGAGACGAGUGACUGUCUACACCGAUAGCCGCUACGCCUUUGGCACUGUCCAUGUGCAUGGCGCUAUCUACCGGGAAAGAGGCUUUGUUACAGCGGAAGGAAAGGUUCUGAGCAAUCUCCCUGAGGUACGAAGACUGCUGAUGGCCGUGCAAAUGCCCCGGACAGUUGCAGUUGUCCACGUCCCCGGGCACCAGUCUGCCCGGACCCCGGAAGCUGAAGGAAACCGGCGAGCGGAUGAAGCCGCCAAAACAGCGGCAGUAGCUUCAUCAGCUUUAGCACUCACCCUGCCCACACCCGAGCUCCCUCGCCUGCCCCCGCAACCUGACUACACUCCGGAAGACCUGCGAUGGAUCCAGAGCCACCACUGCCCGGAGUCUGAUCAGCAGGGGUGGCAUCGGGAUACAAAAGGAAGAUUGAUACUGCCGGCACAGCUAGGACUGUUUCUUCUUUCCAACCUGCAUCAAGCCACCCACUUAGGAAAAAAGAAGUUGCUGACGAUUCUCGAGUCCGCCCGCCUCCGGUUUCCCCGACAAGCAGCUCAGAUCCAAGAGAUCGUAGAUCAGUGCGUUGGGUGCCAGGCUAUGAAACCCAGUAGGAAAGGACCCCAACAUACAGGUACGAGGGUACGGGGAAGAGCGCCGGGACGGAGUUGGGAAGUGGAUUUUACUGAGGUAAAGCCUGGGAGGUGUGGGUAUAAGUACUUGUUAGUAAUGGCUGACACAUUUUCAGGCUGGGUGGAAGCCUUCCCCACGAAACGGGAGACUGCCCAGGUUGUUGCUAAGGCAUUACUAGAAGAAAUUAUUCCCAGAUACGGACGCCAUUUGCCUCUGCAGUUCGGUUCCAGACUCCCGACUGGUCGAACAGUGUGCCAGCGCCUCUUCUCAGACAUUUGGUCGGCUCUCCUUUCCGAGCAGGGGAAGCGGGUCGUCCUCCAGGCCGCGGCCUCCCCGGGGCUUGUGCACCCGCCGUUCAUCCCCGUAGUCGCCAAGGGCUGCCCCCUGGGUGUUGUUCGCCCUUUCCGCUGA
Molecule: messenger RNA, 4020 nt
Organism: Rhinolophus ferrumequinum (greater horseshoe bat)
Lineage: Eukaryota; Metazoa; Chordata; Mammalia; Chiroptera; Rhinolophidae
Biological process (GO): virion assembly; DNA integration; proteolysis
Molecular function (GO): nucleic acid binding; RNA-DNA hybrid ribonuclease activity; aspartic-type endopeptidase activity
Source: RefSeq, a predicted model, not a curated record